UCAAGGAGGAUGAACAAGAGGGCGGGGGGAGAGUGGGGGGGGGGGGGGGGGGGGGGGGGGGGGGGGGGGGUUGCUGUGAGGGGGGGGGGGGGGGGGGGGGGGGGAGAGAGAGGGGGGGGGGGGGAGAGAGACGGGAGAGAAGGAGAAGAAGGGAAUGAUGCGCGUUGUAUUCGGAGAAAUGUUUGAGUGAAGGAGGAUGUAUGAGGAAGAGAGGGAGGGGGGGGGGGGAGAAAGAGAUGGAGUGCCUUUGCUGUGAAGGAAGAGGAAUAAGGGAAUAGCUUGGGGAAGAGGAGAAGGAGAAGGGAAUGUCAUCGAGAUGGGCGGGACAAGAUUUUGGGAAAUUCGGGAAGAAUUCACGUGGCAGAUUCGACAGUGAUGAUCCAGCGAAGAACCGGAGCGCAGAAGGUGAUCCAUAUUGCACGAUAUUUGUCGGCAGGCUGUCACCACACACAACAGAGAAAACGCUUCAUGAGGUGUUCAGCAGGUACGGGCGCAUCCGAAGAGUGAGGCUGAUCCGUGAUAUCGUGACGGGAGCUUCGCGGCGGUACGCAUUUAUAGAAUUCUCGUCGGAUAAUGACAUGCGUUAUGCAUAUAAGAGGGCAAAUAAUGUGAUGGUUGAUGGCUAUCCAAUCUUGGUGGACUACACCCGACAGCGCUUGAUGCCCAAUUGGAUGCCUCGGCGUUUCGGGGGUGGCCUUGGCGGCAAGAAGGAAUCUGGACAACUGAGAUUUGGCGGUCGGGACCGGCCAUUUCGCGCUCCCCUCCGACCAGUCCCACGUGAGGAUCUGAAGAAACUCGGCAUCCCCUGUCCUCCGGAAGGACGCUACAUGUCUCGACAUCAGACCCCACCAUUGCCAGAACGGCCAUAUUCAAAGAGGAGGGGUGAGAUGUCCCCUGAGCCAGAGAGUAAUAUCGACUCACGAGGGCCAGACGACAUGGGGGGCGUUGAAGUUCGGCGACGUAUGAAAGACGGUCCAGAACCGGACAGACAAUGGAGAAGAUCAGAGUCAGCAGGUGGCCACAACUCACCUGGUUAUAUGCAACAAGAGCGGCGUCAUCAUGAGAGUUCACGACACAACGGGAAGCAUCGCGCGGACAUCACCGAUAAGGAAAGAGAUGGUGGAAGCUUUAGGGAUCUCCCUGAGGAGAAGGAUCUUAGGGGGAGGUCGGAUGGAGCAAGGGAGCGAGAAGAUCCGGACCGCAGCAGGAGGCACAGAGAGGGUAGAGAUGCUGGGGAUCGUGAUAGGCAGAGCAGUCACCGGGAGAAGAGGAGGGGGAGGGAGGAGGCAAGAGAGAGUGGGCACAGGGUAGAGGAGGAUAAACGGAGAGGAGAUCCACACAGCAGGGGUGAUCGACGAGAAGGUGAGGGGCGUAAGAGGGUUCGAGUGGACGAGGACGAAAAGCCAAGAGGGAGAGAUCGAGAUAGGGAUGGAGAUAGGUCGCACUCAUGGGAUAAAGGUCGUUAAACGGGGGUGGUCCUAUGAAGCAGAUCCAGUCAAUCAGUAGCAACUCUGCUGAAGCAUGACAGAGUUACAAUGAAGAGCGAGUUCGGGAGGCUCCCGCGUGCUUGAUUGAUGACGUACUGACGUAAUUUUUGUUGGAUUAAGAGUGUGGAGGGAAUAUGCCGACGUCCUGAUUCAACCAAGGAAUCGGUUUUUUUGGGCCCCAUUCCUUCCAUGAAGUGGACAGAUUUUGGCGCAGGUGUUGCUUUGUGCACCAGAUUUUGCGACUCGCUGAGGUUCAUGCUGCCCUCUCUGCAAUGCAUGCUCGUCUCGUCAAGACGGUGGAAAUCCAAUGUUCAUCUCUGAGCGAAAACCGCAUUCGACAUCGUCGCUGUGGAAUCAGAGUGAAGGCAGUGCUGUAGUAGAGGACUCGGUGCAGACACUGCGUAUAGAAAAAGCAUGAGCAAGAGAUUUGGUACGGAAACCCACUGUGGGCUUAGCGAAAACCUCACUCAACGUCGUCGCUGUGAAGGAGAGUGAACGAAGUGGUGGUCUCCGAGUCCUGUAGACUCGACUGAGGGCAGACACUGCACAUAGAAAAAAAAAUAGCAGGAGCAAGAGAUUGUGUAUGGAACCCGCUGUGGGCUUUCAGGUCCCAGAAGAGCUGGAUAUUUUGGCUGGGCAGACCUGGACGAUGAAAUAUGCGAAAAGGGAAGAUGAAGAGACAUUUGGUGAUAUUUUGAGGUUUAUGAAUGGCCUUGCUGCUGUGAUCCAGGCGCUCAUGCAUCAGGGUCACAGCUCCAGUCCCGCACUGUAACUAAAUGGGCAUACUGUCAUGCUAUUGGCGGCUUCAACUGCUGGAGAAAUAGACAGGCAGGCUCUUUUGUGGAGAAUUGGCAAGGCAGAGCGAGCAUUCACAUACGUCAUGUCUGCGGCAUUCUGCGAACUUCGAACAGUGAGCAAAAUAGGCAUGCUGUUUCUGCAGCAGUAGCUUCAAUAGGAUCGGUAAGUGAGCGGCAUACUCAGCGACCGUGUUUCGUUAGUCCUACAUCAGUUGUCAUUUUGCAGCCGCAGAGUGAGCGGUUUUCUCAACUCGUGCUGGCUCUGGUGUGGCAUCGCUGAGUGGGUGAGCAGGUGAAUGAAUGUGUGUACCAUCUCCGAGUGGGUGAGUGGGUGAGUAACCGCUUUUCUCAUUUUAUGGCUACUACUCUUUCGUUCCAUCAUCAAGGAGCCUGCUGUCAGGUUGGCCUGUGGCCUGCAAUGACUGUCUCGGCGCGAACAUAGCCAUCUGCAAUGUGCAGUUUUCGUGUGUUUGGACCUGGGCAUCUGUCAAAUUGAACCAUAGCCAUCGGGGGCAAGGUGCAGUGUGCAUGUGUUUGGACCUGGGCAUGUGUCAAAUUGAACCAUAGCCAUUGGCGGCAAGGUGCAGUGUGCAUGUGUUUGGACCUGGGCAUGUGUCAUAUUGAUCUGGUAGGACUGUUUCAGAGGCGCGGUUGCCAAAGAUUCGCCCGGUCGAAUAUGCAAACAGGCCGGAGCAAAAUUGAUGCGCAGAAUAUGCAUCAGGACAUGGUGUUAGAGCGGAAGAGUCGCCUGGGUGAAGCUGCAAAUAGGCCGGGGUGAGGGAGAACAGGAUGUUUUAUCGAAUGGGAUGGAGAGUGUGUACAGGACUCAGACUGAGGCAGCUGUUGCGGAGAGGGAGGACAUGGGAUGGGGAGUUGUAUCACCAGGAGUUUUUCAAAGUAUUAAAUGCAGUUAAUGAACAGCUCCUUACUGU
Molecule: messenger RNA, 3216 nt
Organism: Chara braunii
Lineage: Eukaryota; Viridiplantae; Streptophyta; Charophyceae; Charales; Characeae
Source: the annotation of a GenBank genome assembly